UCAAACAACAAAGCGGAUGAGCGACUCGGCUCAAUCGAAGCAGCAGCUGCCUGUUGCAACUCCGGUGAACGACCAAGACGACUCGGAUGAAGAUGACGAUGAUUACGAUCCAUCUGCUCCGGAGCGUGGUGCUGACAAGGGAGGCUCUGGCUCUGGCUCUGGCUCGGAUGACUCGGAUGGUGAUUCAGGCGACGACGACGACGACGACGACGACGACGACGACGACGAUGGGGAAGAUAAAAGCAAGAACAGGAACAAGAAGGCAAAGAGCAAGAAGACGCGGGCGAACAAGGCUGCCAAGGGUGAAAAGCAUCACGAUGACCAUGGUGAUGACGAUGAGGAUGGCAAAGUCGGACGCCGGGUGACGCGGAGCGGCCUGGGGAACGACUCGAGCCAUCUGCUGCAGAGGUCGAGCUCAGCGAGCGCCGCGCUCCCAGCCGCCAGCGCAGAUAUCGACGACCUGUGGUCUUCAUUCAAGACAGACACGGCAUUGCCAGGAAAACACGCGGCGACGGCUCAGGCGAGCUCCAAACCCGUCCAAUCCGCUGCCUCCCCGUUUGGCGGUGGCAUGGCGGCUCUCCUCCAGCGAACAAGCACGGCUGGUGUCUCAAGCAUAGGUAGCAGUGGAUCGAGUUCGUCCCCUGCGUCACCACUCGUCAACUCAAGCAUCGCGGCUCUGUUGGCCACCGGAAAGGCCUCGACGCCGAGCGCUGCAACGGGUUCAACUUCAACCACCGUGUAUAAUUUUGCAGGCACGGACGUUGUGGUUCAAUCGAACAAACCCACAACUGCUGCUGCCGCUGCUGCUGCGCCCAUUCAACGAAAGCGAACAGAAGUUGACGCUGCAUUUGAUGACAUUUUGGGCAGCGCUUCCAAAAAGCCGCGCAUGAGUGCCCUGACCAAAACGUCGCUAGAUUGGAAGAACUUUAAGGAUGAAGAGGACUUGGAAGAGGAGCUUCGAAACCACAACAAGGAUGGCUUCUUGGAACGUCAGGCAUUUUUGCAACGGAGUGAAUUACGAGAAUGGGAGCGCGAUCGCGAAAUCCGCAUGAAGCGACGAUAA
This is a messenger RNA of Capsaspora owczarzaki ATCC 30864, 1063 nucleotides long. RefSeq lists its product as hypothetical. Lineage: Eukaryota; Filasterea; Ministeriida; Capsasporidae. The transcript is spliced from 5 exons. The record is from RefSeq and is a predicted model, not a curated record. The coding region runs from base 17 to 1063 and encodes 348 amino acids.